UCCGGCUCCCGCUCCAUUGUCUGGGAGCUGCGGCCGCGGGCAGGCGGCCGGGCGGGCGGCGGCGGGGACCCAGCCGGCCGGGUCGGGGCGGCAGAGCGGGCGCGGGAGAUGCCGGGCGCGCGGGGGCCACCUGAGCCGCCCGCCUAGUCCCCGCCCUCCGCGGGAAGGAUGUGCGCCGGGAUGGCGGGGCGCGCGGCAGCGGUUCCCCGGGGGCCCUGCGGCCCCUGGCUCUGCCUCCUGGUGGCCCUGGCCCUGGACGUCGUGAGAGUGGGCUGUGACCAGGACCCCCUGGAUCCCGUCUACCUGCCCGCAGCCCUGGAGCUCCUUGAUGCCCCUGAAUACUUCCGCGUGCAGCAAGUGGGCCGCUAUCCACCUGCCAACUCCUCUCUGGGCUCCCGAUCUGAGACCUUUCUGCUCCUGCAGCCGUGGCCCAGGGCCCAGCCACUUCUCCGGGCCUCCUACCCACCCUUUGCCACUCAGCAGGUGGUCCCGCCACGGGUCACUGAGCCCCACCAAUGGCCAGUGCCGUGGGAUGUGCGGGCUGUGUCGGUGGAAGCGGCCGUGACCCCGGCGGAGCCCCAUGCCCGAGUCCUCUUCCACCUUAAAGGGCAGGAUUGGCCGCCAGGGCCUGGCAGCCUGCCCUGCGCCCGGCUCCACGCCACACACCCUGCAGGCACUGCUCACCGAGCCUGCCACUUCCAGCCCUCCCUAGGCGCCUGCGUGGUGGAGCUGGAGUUUCCCUCCCACUGGUUCUCCCAGGGCUCCACCACGCGGGCGGAGCUGGCCUACACGCUGGAGCCUGCGGCUGAGGGCCCUGGGGGCUGCGGCCCCGGAGGGGAGGAGGACCCCAAGGAACAGGCCCUUCCGGUGGGUGGCGUGGAGCUGCGCCCAGCAGACCCCCCGCAGUACCAGGAGGUGCCCCUGGACGAGGUGGUGACUCUGCAGGUGCCUGAUGUGCCCGUGCGGCCCGGCCAGGUCUUCAGUGCCACCCUUCUGCUUCGGCACAACUUCACAGCCAGUGUCCUGACCCUGCGGAUCAAGGUGAAGAAGGGGCUGCAUGUGACGGCUGCCCGCCCAGCCCAGCCCAGCCUCUGGACGGUCAAGCUGGACCGCUUCAAGGGCUCCAAGCACCACACAACCGUCAUCACGUGCCACCGCGUGGAACCCCCAGGGCCAGACUCCAGCAGCCCCCUCGAACUAUCCGAGUUCCUGUCGGUGGACUUUUUGGUGGGGAAUGGCACGAGUGGGGGCGUGGCGGUCACUCGCCCUGUCACAUGGCAGCUGGAGUACGCAGGCCAGGCCCCCGAGGCAGAGAAGGACAAAAUGGUGUGGGAGAUCCUGGUGUCGGAGCGGGACAUAAGAGCCCUUGUCCCACUGGCCAAGGCUGAGGAGCUGGUGAACACGGCUCCGUUGACUGGAGAGCCGCGGCGUGUGCCCGUGCGCCUGGUCACCGUGGACAGCGGGGGGGCUCUGGUGGAGGUGACAGAGCAGAUCGGCUGUGAGUCGGCCAACACACAGGUCCUGCAGGUGUCUGAGACCUGUGAUGCCGUGUUUGUGUCUGGCAAGGAGACCCGGGGGGCCCGCGGGGUGCGGGUGGACUUCUGGUGGCGCCGGCUGAGGGCCACGCUGCGGCUGACGGUGUGGGCCCCGCUGCUGCCCCUGCGCAUUGAACUGACCGACACCACCCUGGAGCAGGUCCGAGGCUGGAGGGUCCCUGGCCCAGCCGAAGGGGUGCCAGAACCCGAGGCUGCAGCGCUGGCGGAGGAGGCAGCAGAGCGGCGAGCCCGAGGCUGCCGCCUGCAGUACCAGCGAGCCGGCGUGCGCUUCCUUGUCCCCUUCGCGGCCCACCCGCUGGACGGCGGCCGCCGCCUCACCCACCUGCUCGGCCCCGACUGGCUGCUGGACGUGUCCCACCUCGUGGCGCCGCACGCACGCGUGCAGGACCCACGCGUGGCCUCGCUAGAGGGCGGCCGCGUCCUGGUGGGCCGGGAGCCUGGCGUCACCUCUAUCGAGGUGCGUUCCCCACUGUCUGACACCAUUCUGGGGGAGCAGGCAUUGGCCGUGACGGAUGACAAGGUCUCGGUGCUGGAGCUGCGGGUGCAGCCGGUGAUGGGCAUCUCACUGGCCCUGAGCCGGGGCACUGCCCACCCCGGGGAGGUCACAGCCACAUGCUGGGCACAGUCAGCCUUUCCCGCCCCAAAGCAGGAGGUGGCCCUCUCCCUUUGGCUGUCCUUCUCUGACCACACCCUGGCCCCCGCUGAGCUCUACGACCACCAUGACCUGGGACUCUCUGUCUCAGCCGAGGAGCCCGGUGCCGUCCUGCCAGCCGAGGAGCGGGGUGCCCAGCUCGGGGUGGUGGUGAGUGGGGCGGGUGCCGAGGGGCUGCCCCUGCACGUGGCUCUGCACCCGCCUGAGCCCUGCCGCCGGGGCCGCCACCGUGUGCCCCUGGCCUCUGGCACUGCCUGGCUAGGGCUGCCCCCUGCUCCCACCCUGGCCCCUGCCCUCCCAUCCAGCCCUGCCCGGAGCUCACCGGCCACGGAGGCCAGCAUGGGUGGUAAACGAUGGGAGGCAGGUGGUGUUGGGGGCAGCGGGGGUGUGAGGGGCAAGUUUGAGCGGGCAGAGGAGGAGGCUGGGAAGGAGGCAGAGGCUGGAGAGGAGGAGGAGGAGGAAGAGGAGGAGAUGGUCCCCGCCCCUCAGCGGGUCACCGACCUAGAGCUGGGCAUGUAUGCUCUGCUGGGCAUCUUCUGUCUGGCCAUCCUCAUCUUCCUGGUCAAUGGUGUGGUCUUCGUGCUGCGCUACCAGCGCAAGGAGCCCCCCGACAGUGCCACCGACCCCGCCUCCCCCCAGCCGCACAACUGGGUCUGGCUGGGCACUGACCAGGAGGAACUGAGCCGCCAGCUGGACCGGCAGUCCCCUGGCCUGCCCAAGGGGGAGGGGGGCUGCCCCUGUGAGACUGGGGGCGGAGGGGAGGCCUUGACUGUGGCCCAGGCACCUGCGGGGGGCACCACCAGCUCCUCGAGCACCCUGGCCCGGAAGGAGGCCGGGGGGCGGCGAAAGCGUGUGGAGUUCGUGACGUUUGCGCCAGCCCCCCCGGCCCAGCUGUCUGAGGAGCCCGUAGGGGCCCCUGCCGUGCAGUCCAUCCUGGUGGCGGGCGAGGAGGACAUCCGCUGGGUAUGUGAGGACAUGGGCCUGAAGGACCCCGAGGAGCUGCGCAGCUACAUGGAGAGGAUCCGGGGCAGCUCCUGACCCUCCCCGCCUGCCCAGCCCGGCGCUGUCGGCCUCCAGCCCGGGCAGCCGCCUGCUCACCCUCUGGUGCUUGCCGAUCCAGCUCCCCUGCCUGGGCUCUCAAACGGACGCCCACCCGGGCCCCCACUCUGCCCCGCCCCCUCCCCCGUCAUGGACCAUGCUCGUGAGGAAGGGCUUAUGCCCCUUAUUUAUGAGAACCAUUCCAUCCUAACGUUGGAUACAGAAUAAACUCAAGGAACCCCCACCGGGGCUGCUGCUGUCUGUGUCCUGGGGAGAGAAGUGCGGGGUGGGGGGUGUUCAGC
Molecule: messenger RNA, 3548 nt
Organism: Ailuropoda melanoleuca (giant panda)
Lineage: Eukaryota; Metazoa; Chordata; Mammalia; Carnivora; Ursidae
Gene: TMEM132A
Product: transmembrane protein 132A
Exons: 11
Coding region: 169-3246 (1025 amino acids)
Cellular component (GO): endoplasmic reticulum
Source: RefSeq, a predicted model, not a curated record